UAACUGAGGUACUUUCCCCACAGUGUCAGAUAGACAUGGCCAAGCCAGGAAGUCUCCGAACAUCCCAAAUCUACUGAGCUGUCGUGAUUGAUUGAAGACAAACCGGAACAAUGGCAACUCCUGAUCUCUUUGAGGAACCCUUUGAUCCUGAGGAUUAUGUGGAGAGACUUGCAUGGCGCCAACAUGGGGGCGGGUCUAAGGGAGGUGCUGAGAACUUUGACCCACAGGUCUUACUGAACGUCUUCACACACACCAUCGAGGAGCUCAAGGUGCUGAAUGAGAAAACACAGCGUCGUGUGGAGAAGCUGGAGCAGCUGUCACAGAAGGAGGAGAAGGAACACAAGGCCAGGGUGGCAGAGCUGCAGAAACUCAAUCAGAUGGCCCUGAACCAGUUCCAGGAGCUGGAUGAACGGAUCAACCACAUCGCCACCAAAGUGGUUCACCUAGGAGACCAGCUGGAGGGGGUGAACAUUCCCAGGGCACGGGCUGUGGAGGCAGAGAAACUCAUGAAGUACUUCUCCGAGUUUCUCUCUGGGGACAUCAAGUCUGAUGUCUUUACAGACCCCUUUAGGCUGCAAGAAGCAGCAGAUAUCAUUCAAAAGUUGCACCUGAUUGCCCAAGAACUUCCUCCAGACAAGUUUGAUGCUGCCAAGGAACGUAUAGCUGCCAAGUACCUGGAGAUAGAGAGUAACCUGGUGGAACAGUUCAAGACAGCUCAUCAGGCUGGUCAAAAGGAAGAGAUGAAGGAGGUGGCUGCAGUGCUCUUGAACUUCAAGGGAUAUUCCCACUGCAUUGAUGCCUUCAUCUAUCAGAGUCAAAAGCAUGCCAUGUGGCACAGUGAUGUGUUCAGGGGCAUUACACGCCUUUGUGAAGAGGUGAACCAGUUAAUUCUGGAGGUAUUUAGCCAGCCUGAAAAUGUGAUGAUGAAGUUUGUCUUGAACAUUUAUGAAGGAAAGUUACAGGAUCAUAUCAAAGAAAGUCUGGACAAGCACAGAAGUGAUACUGAGAAGUAUCUGAAAACAUUGUUCCAGCUAUUCCAGCAGACCUCCCAGUUGUCUGCAGACUUGUCCAAGUACAAGCUGGGGUCUGACGCCAACUUCCUCAACAAACUCACCAAGCACAUAUUUGGAAAGUACUUGGAAUCAUAUAUUGGUGUUGAAACCACAUUUCUAAAGACUAGAAUGGACAUCAUCUUGAAUAGAUACUACAAUUCCAUCAACCACCAGAAGAGACACAUCCCCUCUGGAGGUAUCCAUGACCUACAGGCUAGAAUCCGAAACAAAACCAAUUUGAACAUUGGCCCAGCCAUAGAGACAUACGGAGGGGAGACCUUCCUGUCACAGGAAGUGGCCAUCAAUCUCCUACAGGAAUCUAAAGAAGCACUGAAGAGAUGUGAAUUGCUGUCCAGUAGUAAGGACUUGCCUGCCAGUGCCGUGAGGAUCUUCGACAUCCUGUUUGAGAAGCUGUGUAUGGAACACAUUGACUAUGCUGUGGACAUAGGUCUGCAAGCCAUCUCCAUCCCUGAACCUAAGACUGAGCCAGAGAUCUACUUCUUUGAUGUUGUUGGCCAGGGCAAUGCCAUCUUCCAUCUGCUGGAGAAACAGUUCAGUGAUGCUCUGGUGCCACUCAUCAUCUCCACACCACGAUACCAAGAAGCAGUGACCAGGAAGAGAGAGAUCAUGGAGCUGAUUGACAGCAAACUUGAUGGGGGACUGGAUAGAACCAUCACUGCUAUGGUUGGGUGGAUCAAACACAUCUUGACUACAGAACAGAAGAAAACAGACUUCAGACCAGAGGAUGACUCUGCACUUAUGGAGCUUUAUACUCCUGCCUGCCACAAAGUGACAAACUUCAUCAGGAAAGAAAUCAUCAAGAUGCGGGAUUCCUUGGAUGGGAAGAACCUUGAUGCAACUCUGACUGAGUUUGGUGUCAGGUUCCAUCGACUGGUGUAUGAACAUCUCCAACAGUUCACAUAUAACCCCAGGGGUGGUAUGCUGGCCAUCUGUGAUGUGAAUGAGUACAGGAAGUGUGUGAAGGAGGAGCUGAAGGUUCCACUGGUGGACAGCCUGUUUGAAACCCUCCACGCUCUGUGUAACCUGCUGGUGGUGGUGCCAGACAACCUCAAACAAGUCUGCACAGGAGAGCAGCUGGCAAGUCUGGACAGGUCCGUAGUCAUGUCCUUUGUGCAGCUGAGGGCAGACCAUAAGACAGGCCGACUGGGGAAACUGUUUGCUGACUUUGCACAGAAGACCAGGGAACGAGCAGGCACUGGGCCAUCUGAGCAUGUUGCCUUACAGUGACACACAAAGUUGCAUACUGUACAAUCAGCACCUUACUUUUAGACAUUGUAUCUGCCAUCUUGUCUAAAAUAGUUCUAUCAUGUUAGAUAUUGAGAUGUCUUCCAUCAAGCAAAUAUGGUUAGCAGUAAAUUCAACUCCUUGUAUUGCUUUAAGUGACAAAUAUGAAGUAUUCUCCAUUUCUAUGUACUGUAGUGGAAACAUUUCUUGCUGACAAUUUAGCAACUAGAAAUCAGCUGGACAAUACCCACUGAUGUUAAAUUAUGAGCAUUACCAUGUUUACAGUCAACUGAAGCAAUCGCUUUUUCCACAGCUGUAAUUAUCAUUAUGUUUUCCAACUUCAGAUUACCAGUGUGACGUAAGUCUAAUGUCUGGACAGAAUAUCUGACCCAAAGAAGUGUUAUUAUAAAGCUAUCAUUUACAUGAAUAAGAUGAAAAAAUAUUGUCCAAGAUUGGUUUAGCUAUAUAACCAAUGUUGUAAAUGAGCAUAGAGGACUGUAGGAGCACAACAAAUGAUCAAGUUACUCAGAUAUUUAUCCAGUCAUUCUUUCAUCACGCCAAAAACAGUUACUCAAGCAACUGGAUAUGAUUUUGAAAACGUCAGACGUUUCAGCUAGUAUCCACUAGCUUUCGU
Messenger RNA from Branchiostoma belcheri (Belcher's lancelet), 2931 nucleotides. Its product is annotated as exocyst complex component 5-like. Bases 111 to 2300 code for a protein of 729 amino acids. The transcript has 21 exons. Gene Ontology annotation, biological process: exocytosis; Golgi to plasma membrane transport. Gene Ontology annotation, cellular component: exocyst; cytoplasm. The record is from RefSeq and is a predicted model, not a curated record. Lineage: Eukaryota; Metazoa; Chordata; Leptocardii; Amphioxiformes; Branchiostomatidae.